UCCACGUCUCUUGAUGCAUUGACAGGUUGAACGGCGUUUCCCGACCCUUCCCCGUCUCCCCGUUUCUCUCUCUCUCCCGAGUUUUGCCUCCGGGCCAUCAAAGGCUACGAUCCUCUUUGAUAUCUUUGUUCAGAAAGCUCGUCCCUCGUUGCGCAGCCUGCUUACGGAGUUCCCAGGAUACCCCUGAGAGUCGUGCCAUUCCCUCCAUUAAUUAAACUCGGGCACCACCCUCUGCACGACCGAAACUCUCGCCAGCGUGCCCCUCGCCUUCGAGCGGGAUGAGCAGAAAAGCUCCCGCGCGCCGCUCGGCUACCCGUUAUGCUUUCUGGUCUGUGUCCGAAUCUGUCUCAUGGCCACCAACUACAUGUCUUGUCUGCGUAGACAUGUCGAGAGACAAGGAGGGGAAAGAUGGGAUGGAAAAGUCAAAAAGUCAAAGUAGGAAGACGAUCGUCAUCAAAUUACUCCAUCUGCUCAGCGCUGCUGCAGGUGUUUGCUUGGUAAUUAUUGGCAAAAAAAAACUCCACAGGUGUGUAAAUCAUCUUUACCCCUUAGGAGACCUGCGGCACAUUGCGCAACAUCCCACAGCCUGUCAGAUGCGCAGGCACUGCAGGUCGCAGCAUGAGAAGAAUCCACACAUGUCCAAGGGUCUACUUGAUCCCUCCCUCGAGUGCAGCGUGCCCCCGUCAACGACCAACAGAGAUACGCAGGGGAACGGAGGCCGCUCAAACUCAAUUUGUAUCCAAGCAACCAGAGAGGAGUUCGCAGAGGCUGGGCGGGUAUCGAGGAAGGAGAGAAGAGGAGGAUCCUCGUCCAACCCGUGCUUCCACAAUACGAGACUCCCAGUCAUUCUCGGACAAGACCCUUCUUCUUUGGGGAAGGGGGUCCCUCGUCUUUGCCAUGCGAGACACAACGAUCCCUCAAAUGGGCGUAUCCCACGAUAUCCGUGGUUGAGAGGAUCAAGGUCUUAGACAUUUGCGUUUAGCUCCCGUCGGUUGGCAUGCAACCUCUCGCUCGGGGCAACGAAACAAAAUAUCAAUUGCCUAUUAACUUGGAAGAAUCGAACCAAAGGCUGGGCAAUCUUGCAUCUUACCAACCAACAC
Molecule: messenger RNA, 1100 nt
Organism: Colletotrichum godetiae
Lineage: Eukaryota; Fungi; Ascomycota; Sordariomycetes; Glomerellales; Glomerellaceae
Exons: 1
Coding region: 279-968 (229 amino acids)
Source: RefSeq, a predicted model, not a curated record